Molecule: messenger RNA, 5643 nt
Organism: Perognathus longimembris pacificus (Pacific pocket mouse)
Lineage: Eukaryota; Metazoa; Chordata; Mammalia; Rodentia; Heteromyidae
Product: KIAA1210 ortholog
Exons: 11
Coding region: 1-5643 (1880 amino acids)
Source: RefSeq, a predicted model, not a curated record
AUGGCUGAGUCAAUAAGUGAAGUAUCCAGCAGUCAAGAACUUCUGGACAUGACUGAUGAAGGAAAGAAAAAAUCCAAAUUUCGAGUCUUCAAGAAUUUUUUUGUCAAGAAAAAGAAAAGAAGUUCUGAUGAUGCCCAAGGAGGAAAAGUGCUGAAGCCAAGUUUAUCCAGUAGCAACAUUCAUAUCACUUCGCUGAAGCCAAUUCAUGAAGGUCAACAAGUUGAACUUAGGUCUAGGAGCAGCAUGGGGAACAAAGCCUUAUCCCAUGAUAGCAUCUUCAUGUUGGAUCCUGCAUCUGAAAGACCAACAAGUCAGUGCUCCUCAGUGGAAGUCCAGAGAGGCAGACCUCUGCAGAAAUCUUUUGUUUCCAGAACUCUGCCUAGAGAUGACAUGGUUAAUAUGCCUGAAGUGGUGUCUGAUACUGUAUAUGAAGCUAUAUAUUUGCCCAAAGAUGGAAUCUGGGUUGGAGGCUCCAAGAUUAAUGAGGUCUCACCACGGCGCCCGCGCCAACCCAGUUUCAGCCCACCUCGUAUCCAAUCUGGCACCAUUUCUCGGAAACUGGAAGAAACCCUGAUUGAUGAUGACCUAGAACAGAUCGUACCAAGGAAGCAGUUAUUGAACAAGAUUUCAUUAAAGAAGAGCCUCUCUGAACCAUUACCUGAGCAUGAGCAUUCACAGGCCGCUGGCCCCUGUUCCUGUCCAAGCAACACAUACCAGCAUGCAGACUUCAGCAUCCCAGCUACCAACGAAAGCUGUUUGGAUUCUUCUGCUGCUAGACACAAAAUGGCUUUAAAUCCUCGAAAACAAAAGAAGAAGAGUCUUUUAGUUCAGAAACCCAAGCAGGAGGAGCCCAUCCCGUCACUGGUUUCUGAAGAAGAAAUGAACACAGCCAGAGCAAAAGAAGCUGCCCAAAAGAAGCUGAAAAAAGGCAAUGGAGGUCCCUCUAGCAAGGAACCAAAUAAAACUGAUACGUGUGAUCAGAAAACAACAGACCCAGCUCCAAAUCUUGUUGCUGCUGGGAAUCAAGUCCAAUCAAUGUCAACAGCAGGUGGGAAAAAAUACAGAAGAAAACCAACACUGGAAUAUGGACUUCGAAGAGAGAGACUACCCAAUCUACUGCAUGAUCUCGGCAACAUCACUGAGUUCUCACCUUCCGAUAAGAGUGAGAAGGAGUGCCUGUUAUGGCAGCAGCCCUUGGAGAAACAAGGCAUAGAGCUGUGUGCUGAUAAAGGAGAUAUAGAAAAGGGAAGUGCUCAAGCAAGUUUGGAAGCCAGAAAAGCAUCAGAACCACAACUUUUAGCUGGAGACACCAAGUUCAUGGGUAGUGAUCUAUCAAAACACCCUCAAGAUGAAGCCUCUGGAGCCAAGAAGAAAGAAGUCAGCAUUUCUCUUUUGCCAUUGGCAGAGAGGCUCCCUACAGCCCAAGAAGAGAACAUACUAUCCAGGGCAGCAGAUAUGCAGCUGCUUUCAGAAGAGAAAGGCGCUUCCAGCCUAAAUACUCAAUGCAAAAUGGAGCGGGCCCAGGGUGCCCCAACUAUCUGCAAAGAAACAUCUCGUGGAAUUGGUGCCCAGGUCUUCUCAGUGAAUGUUCCAGGCAUGGCAAGCCCUGGCUCAGAAGGAGGCAUUUCUACAGAGAAGCUGCCUCAGCCCUUGGAGGCCAAGAGCAUUGAAAACGACUCAACAAAUCUGAAGAGUUAUUCAGAUGAGAACAGUCUGGAAGAAAAGCAAACUCCUGGCCACCAUUUGCACUCCUUGUGGAAACUUAAAGGGGACCAAAAAGUCUUCUCCACAUCAGAAAAUGCUGUGAAAGAAUUCAGCAAUUUCGAGAAGGCAACUGUCGGUUAUUCUUCCCAGUUCAUGAGAAAGCCAAAAGAUGAAAGCGCCUCACGUUUAAAUACUAUUUCUGAAAUAGACAGUAGGUUUGAGCGAGUGGUUCUCAAUCCAUCUUACCCAUCCCAGAAGUUUGGAACCUCUGAAUCCAAAGGCUUUCGUGUGACUUCCAUUUCGAAGACGCACCUGAUUCCCAGACCUGCUUUCCAGUUCUUACAAGACAAAGAACUCACCAUGGAACCCAGUAGUUAUGUGGAAAAGUAUAACAGUGCUGAGGAUAUGAGCAGCUCGGAGGAAGAUCUGUCUCUCAAACAGGCUGAUAAGAGCUUGAAGAAGCCCAGAGACCAACCAGACACAUCUUCCAUUUCGAAGAAAAUUCCUAAAGAAGAGUGCAAUGUGUCAGUGAAGCAGAUGCCUCCUAGCCACCCGUCUCAGACCACUAAAAAGAAUAUUAUUCAGCAGAGAGAUCCUGUGGAGACAAUCCCUCCCAGCCCUUCUUUCCAGUCAGAUCUAGAGAAGGUGGCUGUUGAAUGGAGCAUUAUGAUGGAGCAGCCAGUGGCUCCUAAAGCGCCUCCUAAGUGGCCAAGGAAAAAUCUUGAGCCAAUAAACUCAACUCCAGAAAUUACAAGUGAGAGAGAAGUUGAUCCUAUCUACACCUCACCUCCUACACCUCAUUCUGAACCCAUCACCAAACCCACAGCCAAGCAGGAAGUCCCAGCAGGCGUGGCGAGCACUGUUAGUGAGGGGAAUGCUUUGAUUGAAUCUCCCAAAUGGCCUCCCCAGUCCUUGCCAAAAUCACUAGUCAAGAAAGAAGUGUCUUUGCGUACAGAGGGUGCUGUGAUUGAGAGGAGAGUUUCUAUGGAGUCACUGCUUCCUAAACAUUCCUCCAUGCGACCCUUCAUCCAGAAACCAAUAUCUGUAGCUUCUAGAAGCGCAUCUGUGGACAGCUGCAUUGCUGUAGAACCAAAACCUUCUGGGGACUCUUUCCAACCAUGGCUGACCCCUCCAAUGGAGCAACAAGUCUCUUUGGUUCCAGAAAACAAGGCUGUUGAAAGGGGUGUUUCUACAGAGUCACUGUCUUCUAAAAUUCCUCCCAAACCCCCUAAGAAGCCUAAAAUUCACCCAAGUAUGAUGACGAAUUUAGAGGCUAUUGCUGUUGAGAAGAUCAUCUCUGUGGACCAUUCCAAGUCCUCUUCCCAGAUAGUACCAAGUCACACAGACCCACCAAUCUCCUCCCCACACAGCGCUGCUGAAGAGCCCAUUUUGACCAAGCCAUUGCCCACCGGGUACCCUCUGGAGUCUUCUGGGAGGCCGAACUGCCAAGCACAGAUGAUGCGAGACACUGGGAGUACCUCUGCCUUGUGGACCAAUCCUAUGGAGCCAAAGCCUGCCAAUUAUACUCUCCAAACACGGAUGAACCGUAAGUUUAAGCAACACAUCUCUCUUUGUCCAGAAAAUGCUGAGGCGGAAGGGAUCAUUGCAAUGGAGACCAUGGCUUCUAGACGCUAUUCCCGAACACGGUUGUUUUCUCCAUAUCACCAAGUGUCUGAAGGUCCAGAGAAUACUGCUAUGGAGCUGGAAAAUUCUAUGGGCUCUCCAUCACUUAGAAUGCCUUCUCAGCCUGUGAUGAGAUCUGCCAGCAAGCCACUCGUCUCUUCAGAGCCUGUGAGCUCUUCUGCCCAAUGGGGCAGUUUCAUGGAAUCAAAACCACUGAAAUAUCCUUUACAGCCUGGGAUGAAGGCUACCUUCAAGCAUCGGCUCUCUGAGUGUCUAGAAAGCUCUGCAGCCCAGAGAAGCAUUCCUAUGCAGUUGAGGCCUCGCCGACAUCAUUCUCAGCCCCCAAUGAGACCCAAGGUGAAGCACGACAUGUCCUCAGGUUUGAUGGCUGCUUCUGCAGAAUGGAGUGGUCCCGUGAGACCCAUAUCUCCUAGAUACGUUUACCAAUCAUGCAUGAGCCCUAAAUCUGAGCCUCAAGUCUCCCCUGAUAAGGAGGCUCUUGUGAAGAUGCAUAGCUUUUCUAAGGAGCUGGAGUUUCCCAGACAGUUCUCUCCAUCUGUUGGGAAAAGUGAUGUUCCAAAAGUGACAUCUGCUUUCGAGAGUCUCGAGGAAUUCAUUCAUGGCAAGUCGUCACCACUUAAGCAUUCUCCUCCAUUCACUCGCAGGUCUAAAGUGAAGGAACUAUCCUCCCAUCUGGGGAGUAGGGAGGUGGAAGAAGACACUGUUCGAAAAGCACAGGUUUGCCGGGAUCCUUCACAGUCAUUCGUGAAGUUUAUGGCACAGCAGAUCUUUUCUGAAAGCCCUACCGGGGAGGAGAAGAUGUAUGUGGAUCCUGGGGCAUCGAACCAUCAUUCUAAAUCUUUACUGAAGCUGAAAGCAGAGCACCAGGUCUUCUCUGAUUGGGAAAAUGCUGCCCUUCAGGGAGGCAUUUCCUUUAAGAAGCCGCAUAUGAACUAUCAACUACAGUCCUUGGCCAGGCCUGAAGACACACAAGAAGUCUUCUCCCAUUCAGCAAGUUUUCCUGUGAGGAGGAGCAUGUCUAAAAGGCUCCUUCCUGCCAGAAAGAUUUCCAAGGCCACGGGGAAACUUGAGUACAGGCCAGAUGUGUCCUUUUCUGUCAAUUUGCCUGAAGAAUGGAAGAGGGUGGAUGAGCCACUGUUCUCUCCCUACCCUUUCAAAACCUGGAAAGUAUCUGAAAUCUGGCCAUCCAUGGCAUCCACCAGUUCUGUGAGUGUUGCUGGAGAACACAAUAAUCGGAAGGAGCUCUUGCCUUCCAGGAAUGUUCCCAAGGCUUUGGGAAAGAGUGAAUGUUGGAAACAGGUUUCCACAAGUUUCAGGAGUGCUACUUUUGAGAAUUCAGGAAAUUGGUUCCUGCAGAAAAGCCAGUCUUCACCAAAGAAAAGUAAGAAAUACAGCCAAGGCCCUGAAGAGCUCCUUAAGAACCUCCUGAUUCCCAUGAGCAAACCUGCCAAGCUCAUUGUGCAUCCUUCCCAGACAGUGCUCAAUACUUUAGACAUUUACUCAAAGGAGGAAACUCUUCAUUGUGGCAAUGAAAAUCAUGACAACUAUUGCUUCUCCACCAAUGAAAUGGAUGAUGUGGAAAACAUCUUUGGAGUUCGACUGAGAAAAAUCCAUUCUUCACCGAAAUAUAUGAGUGAGAAACAAGAUCAUGUUAGCGAGCUUCCUUUACAGCCCUUAGGCCCACCUUCAUCCUCUGCAGACAAAGAACAGAAAAUAAGAAGGAAUGCCUCUCCGAACCAUCUUGACAACUCAGAUAACCUCGAACCAACAUUUAACUCUGCAGAGAAGCAACAGACCACGCCCAAGUCUGAAGGCCUGAUUAAGAAGCAACUCGUGUUCAAGGCCCCAGGAAAGCUUCCUGGUCAGCAGUCAGAUCAGGCGACUCUAGAGCCAGAUUGGAUUACCAUGGCAAAGCAGAAACAGAGGAAUUUUCCAUCCUUCAUUUCUAUGAAAGAGCUAAACAUCACUAACACAGAUGAAGAGAAGACUGAGACCAAUGAACCUAACCAAGAGGAACCUAGCUGUGCCAGUGAAAUCCAACUUAAAAAGAUUCUCACUUCUAGUCUCCAUAGACAGGAGAUGGGACAGUUGAGGCCUGCCAAAUCAGGUAAAAUUGCGUUUGAAGAUGAAUACAUAUCUGCAAAGAAAGAAGCCAAACGAUCUUUAAGCCUUCCAGCCAGGCUCCACUGGCCAGAUGAACCUAUGGGGCAGAGCGAUGGAAAGGAGCCUGUCUGGUUCUCCUUGGCGAAGAAGAAAGCCAAAGCAUGGAGCCACAUGACCGAAGUUAUGUACUAA